Molecule: messenger RNA, 1212 nt
Organism: Lachancea lanzarotensis
Lineage: Eukaryota; Fungi; Ascomycota; Saccharomycetes; Saccharomycetales; Saccharomycetaceae
Product: LALA0S07e00188g1_1
Exons: 1
Coding region: 1-1212 (403 amino acids)
Biological process (GO): regulation of DNA-templated transcription
Molecular function (GO): zinc ion binding; sequence-specific DNA binding
Source: RefSeq, a predicted model, not a curated record
AUGCAAACUGGCGCUCUCAUUCAGCAUGGCGGAUUUGAAGAACUUCAAAAUUUAACUGCUCUUCCAAGGAUCAAAAUCUUCCAGAAAGGAUCCAAAAUUAGGCCUAGUUUGCCCAGUAUACGACAAUUGCUUUGUGAUAUCAAUGCGCGAAGUAGCGAAAACAAUUUCUCAAGCAACGGCAAUUGUAAAGCUCCAGUUCAAGCUCAUGUGUUCUCCUCACUAAGCCCUGCCGAGAUGGAAACAUCUACGAGAUACGCGAGGUUGUCCCAAAAUGAAGGUUUGCGAUUCGCUCCGACACUUUCUGGGGCGUCGCGGCCUAAUGCCGCUACUUACCAAGUCUCCAAAAACAGCUCUGUUGACAAAACUCAGCAUGUGCCGCUUCGGGCUAACACGUUAGCACCUCACCCUACAGUCUUUCCGGGUAGAGCAAGCAGACCAACCGAAGAGCUUUUGAAGCUCGCUUACCUCGUAGAAACGCCUUCUUUGGGGGGUAAUGGGGCUGAUGACGCUCUUAUACAGCUCAACAAGGACUAUCAACUGAAAAUCGCGGAAACACUAGAGAGUCUUCAGAUACUUUAUCACCAUAUGCAGGAGUGGCCGUUGUCACUGCACAGCAAAGACAUGAAAGAUCACGAUGCUUUUGCGCUCUUGAUUGAUUAUGUCUCGCCAGAUAGUUUAAAGCUAACUAUCAGGAUGGCCAGACGUGCUUUCGAGUCUCUGAGAUCAAUCGAGCAGUGGAAGUUGAAAUACAAGAAGCUUCACCCAAAUCUUCCCAGAUGCCAAAGCGGUAAAGUGAUUAAGAAAAAUAACCCGUCACGCAUGAACGAUGCUGUAAAAACCAAAAAACGUCAGUUUGAAUUUCAGAAGUCAAAGCAAGUCGAUAGCGGGAAUACUUCAGUCACUGCCGUAAACGACUAUAAUGGAGCGUUGAGGAGUAAUUUCCAGUGUGUGCCAGUGACCUUGCCAAAUCCAGAGAGCAGUUUGUCUUCCGCAGGACUGCAAUGCGCACAUUGUUCAACCACCAAGACACCUGAGUGGAGAAAAGGACCAUACGGAAAGAGAAGCCUCUGCAACGCUUGUGGGCUUUUUUACAAAAAACUCGUCAGAAAGUUUGGGGACAGUCAGGCUGGUAGAAUCAUGAAAUACAGAAAAAUGAGUUCAAAUAGUGAUCGAAAAGUUCCCAGGGUGUUCGACGUUCCCGACUCUGAGUAA